This is a messenger RNA of Stomoxys calcitrans (stable fly), 672 nucleotides long. RefSeq names its product arylalkylamine N-acetyltransferase-like 2. NCBI's taxonomy places the organism in Eukaryota, Metazoa, Arthropoda, Insecta, Diptera, Muscidae. The record is from RefSeq and is a predicted model, not a curated record. The transcript has a single exon. Gene Ontology annotation, molecular function: N-acetyltransferase activity. The coding region runs from base 1 to 672 and encodes 223 amino acids.
AUGGCUCCGAAUCAUAGUCAUUGCUUGAGUGAAGAUGACAUUGAAAUCAAAGUGAUAACCCAGGCGGAUAGUAAGAGGACAUGGGAUUUAAUGGGUGCCUACUUCUUUCCUGAUGAGCCGUUGACGUACAGCAGUGAACCCAGAGAUGAGCUCUUGGUUGGCAAAGAAUUUCUAUUAUCCAAUAUAGACCAUGGCACUUGUCUGAAGGCUGUUCUCAAGGGAACAGAUGAAAUAGUUGGUCUUUCCAUUUGCGGACCAAAGGGACCCGAUGAAGCGGAACACAUGCAAAAAGAAGCCGAUGCGGCUGGCAACACCAAAUGGGGUACAAUUUUAAAUUUCCUGGCAAAGGUUGAACGAGAUGCGAAUGUCUACGAGCGCUACAAUGUAACAAAGGUGCUGCACGUCAUCACCACUUGUGUGGAUGCCAAAAUGCGGGGCAAUAAUAUCGGAGCUCGCCUCUAUAAUGCUGCUCGUGAAAUGGCCAUCGUAAAGGGCUACGAGCUAUUGACAGCCGAUUGCACCAGUUUUUACUCGGCUCGCAUAAAGGAACAACUUGGAUGGGAACUUGUGAAUGUUAUUUACUACAAGGACUACCUUGACUCUGACAACAAGCAGGUGUUUCGUCCUCAUCGGCCACACGAAUGCUGUAAGACAUAUGCCAUACGUUUCUGA